AUGCCGACUUCUCUCAUGUGCUUCUACGCGCAAAAGCUGAAGUUAGCGGCGGUCACGUCGAUGCACAAGCUGGAGCUGGCGGUGGCGGCGAUCUGGGCCGCGACCGCAGUCGCAGACACAGUGGUAAUGCUCGGCUUUGGGGCAUCGGUUGCUGUCCCCGUGACCAUGUUGAUGUUGGCGUGGUGGGGAGGGGUGACCGGAGCCGUCGGAGCAGAUACAGGAGCCGUGGUCAUCGAAGCCCUCGCCGCCGCAGCGCUCCUCGCAGACGCCUUCGGGCUGCAGACGCGCAACCCCAGGCUCACGUGCCCUCUGAAAAUCGCCAUGGACAUAUGGCGCGAGAUGUUGAUCUUCACGGAGGAACAGGUCGUGGUCAUGCGCCACCCAGGCGAUUUGUUCUUUGGCGUCUCACUUCCUGCCCCUAAAGCAAAAGAGGAAGUAGGUCUCGGGUCUCUUGGUAGCGGCCGGGACGCGCGCGAUGGUCGAUCGAUGAACUGCUACGAGGAGCUGUCAUUCAAACGAGUGGAAUACAGAGAGUUUUACCAGCAGCGUAUGUACGGCACAAAUAUCGUCCCGCAGCAUCUACGUGGCAGGACCACGGUGAUAGUUCGAAGUGCGCGCUUCCAACGAAAAUCUACUGGCUAUCACUUCAAUGAAGAUCCAGACUCGGUCGAGUUUGGGGUCAUGCUGACCAAAAGGUACACGAUCAGCAAGCCGGUCCCGCACUGUAAAUCCCCGCACGAGAGCUGGGAGAAGCGCGACACAGAGCAGGCUUCACUUUCGUUCCGUGACGACCAAGGAUUUCCUUUGAAGCUUCGUCUGCGCUCCACCUACAGUGCCCGCACCCGCGGUGCAGUCCAAGAACGCGUGCCCGCGGCGCAGUCCAAGAACGGGGUGCCUGCAGUGCAGCACCAGCGCCCGAUGCCCGCAGUGCAGCCACAGCACCCAGAACCCGCGGUGCAGGUGAUAAACCUGGAAUAUAGUGGAGUGACGAUUCAUGGAAUGCAUGUCAAAGCCGAUAUUUACGUGGAUGGAAAGAAGAUCGAUCUAGGCACUUAA
Molecule: messenger RNA, 1056 nt
Organism: Phytophthora sojae
Lineage: Eukaryota; Oomycota; Peronosporomycetes; Peronosporales; Peronosporaceae
Exons: 6
Coding region: 1-1056 (351 amino acids)
Source: RefSeq, a predicted model, not a curated record